GGUGGGUGGGAAUCGGAACUGAAAAGCAGCGGUGGUGGCUUCCUUCCUGUCCUCACCUCUUUUUCCGUCAAUGUCUCCUUUUGCAAUUAGAAAAAAGACGGAUGCUUUUCCCAGAUUUAAUUUCCAAGUUUCAGUCUUGGAAUCUCAGCUCCCAAUUCACGCCGACCCAAAUGAAUUCUUCGAUUUCCCAUCCCUAAUUUCGCUAACUGUACCUUUCUUUGCUUCCUAAUUGCCUUUUUCUUUCUCAGUUUACGCUCGAAUUUUGAAGAUCGGAGCUUUCUCUCGCUAACAUAGCUCGCCCGAUGGAUGCAACCCCAGAAAUACUGUAUCAGAAUUUGCCCGCGAGCAAUGGCCAGGCUGCUUUUGUAGUUGACCAUUCUAGCCAGCCCCAGCCAUCAGUCUGUGUUCUUUGCAGAAGAAUCCUUGCACCUGAUAAUCAUGCAGCCAGCGAUCUUGAAACUGUUAGUUUCUGUGGGGACUGCCAGUUUUUGUUACUUGAAGAUCUCGCUAAUCCAAUGCAAGGCUCUAGUCGGAGGAGACACUCUUCUAGAUCAAGAAGGAACAGGCCAAGCAGUUCUGAAUCAGUUGAGGAUCUUUUCUCACAACGAUUCUCACAUAUGAUUAAUAUGGUGAGGCGGAGUCAGUCCACUUCCUCUUGGCUUGGGGAUCAAGCUCCAGAGGGUGAUGCUGCUUCAAGGUCAUUACAGCACACUAGUUCACAUACAACUCCAAGUGAUUCUAGGAGAUGGCGCCGUGUACUCUCUGACAGUGAAAGUGAUGCUUUUGAUAAUCUGGAAUCCCUUUAUGGGGAUAGUGAAUCAAAUGUUAGUUUCAGUCAAUACAGGGUUUUCCAUGGUGACAGCGAUGCAGUUUCUUUUAGUGCCUAUGGAGGGGACUCUGAUGAUGGCCACAGUUUCCUGGAUGCAGAAAUAUUUGUCCAUCCAGAUAAUGGAAGUAAUUUUGACAGUGACAGUGAUAUCGAUCCAAUGCAUGCAGGUCUGAACCAGUGGAACUGGGAUGAUCCAGGAGAUGGUGAAGGUGAAGAAGAUGGUGAAUGGGAAGAAACUGGUAGUGAAGAAGAAACAGUUGCGAUUACAGUAUCAAGAGCUGGAAUUCCUAAUGCAAUUAUUUCAAGACCAAGGGAAAUAAAUUUUCCAGCUAACAACUUCCCUGUCAGGUUGCAUCAUCCUCGAGGUUUCCAACAAUUGCUUGACCACCUUGCUGAGGCUGACAGCUCAAGGAUGGGAGCACCUCCUGCAUCUGUAUCUUUUGUGAGAAAUCUGCCUCGUAUAAUUGUGAGUGAGGAACAUGAGAAACAUGAUGGUUUGGCCUGUGCAGUCUGCAAGGAUUCAUUAAGUGUUGGUACUGAAGUAAACCAGCUUCCCUGCCUCCACCUCUAUCACCCUUCCUGUAUCUUGCCAUGGUUGAGUGCACGAAACUCAUGUCCCCUUUGUCGCUAUGAGCUUCCCACUGAUGACAAAGAUUAUGAAGAGGGAAAGCAGAUUGUUAAUAGUAGGGUAGAGAUGCAUGAAAUCCAGGAGCAAUAUGCGAGUGAAGAUGGUUAUUCGGACAACUCUUCUGAAGCAGAAGAAGUUUGUGAACUUGGUCCAUGUGUAUCAGGGAGAAGAGGGGUCCCAGAUGUUGAUGCCACCAUGAAUACCCCUGUCAGGGAGGGUGGUGCAGAUUGGCUAUUCCAUGCUGCUGCUCCCAUUGUUAGUAUUGUGGGUAUGGUUCUUGUAUUAUGGUUAAGCAAACCUCUAAUUAGAGGAAGAGGAUCGACUAGGCGUUGCAGUCUCCCUGUUUAUGAUCGGCAUCCAAUUCAAGGUUCUAGUCCAUCCCCUCUGAACCAAAGGGGGAACAGGGGCAGGAGAUGGUUUUUCUUUUGAGCAGUUUCAUUAAUCUGGUAGAUAAAUGUAAUGACAUGUGUUAGGGUAGUUCACUCACGGUGUUAUUGGUUCUUCAUAUUCGUAUUUGUGAAUGGUUGUAUUUCAGUGUAUUGGUGAGUGCAUGAGAAUGCCAAUCUCUGCUUCUAGUUUUCAGUGCAUUAUUGCAUCAGGAGUGGAAACUGGAAAAUAGCUUUAGCUUCCUUUAAGUGUGCAGUGCUUACCUCAGAUUUCUUGCAAUUCAACUGGAAUUUUAUUAUCAAUGAAAGUUGAUAUGAUUUACCUUCAUUUAUAUCUGCUCGGUAAUGAACAACUGCUGCUCAUGAACAACUGGGAAAGUAGCAUUAACUGAGUGGUUAUAGCAGUUAAGUUUGCAUGGCAGAAGGUGUUUUUGCAUAUAUGUCCAUACAUUUUUGGGAACUCUCAAAAAAUGCAUGUCCUUGACUACAACUUUUCCUGUAUCAUGCUACCACAAAAAUUAUAGUAGCAUUUGAAUAAUUAUUUUUAAAAAUGAUUGUACAUUCUUACUAAAAUAUAGAAAAUAUAUUAAUUAAAAUUAA
Molecule: messenger RNA, 2443 nt
Organism: Rubroshorea leprosula
Lineage: Eukaryota; Viridiplantae; Streptophyta; Magnoliopsida; Malvales; Dipterocarpaceae
Source: the annotation of a GenBank genome assembly